Messenger RNA from Poecilia latipinna (sailfin molly), 4882 nucleotides. Its product is annotated as sodium- and chloride-dependent GABA transporter 2-like. Gene Ontology annotation, molecular function: gamma-aminobutyric acid:sodium:chloride symporter activity. Gene Ontology annotation, cellular component: cell projection; plasma membrane. NCBI's taxonomy places the organism in Eukaryota, Metazoa, Chordata, Actinopteri, Cyprinodontiformes, Poeciliidae. Gene Ontology annotation, biological process: sodium ion transmembrane transport; amino acid transport; nitrogen compound transport. The coding region runs from base 295 to 2145 and encodes 616 amino acids. The record is from RefSeq and is a predicted model, not a curated record. The transcript is spliced from 15 exons.
AAGUCGUCAUCAAGGGCGGCAUCUCUGAAGUUUUGAAACAAUGAGAGGGUAGGGGGAAAAAAGAGCACUCAAUACCCAUGAUGCCGCGCGGUUCAUUUUGUAACCUGUUUAUAUUGCCGGUCUUUCGAAUGGACUCUUAAACACACAGUCAAGAGUGUAAAUUUGGUUCCUAGUCGCUGCUGAAGCCCAUUCCCGGAAUAGACCAUUUCAGCGCGCACGUGGGGGGGCUGGCCGAGGUGUGGAGAACCACCGGAAACGCAGAGGGGUGUGUGUGUGUCCCUGCCAGAUCCGGUGAUGGCCGACCAGCCUCUCUCCCAGCCGGCCGACCAGCCGCUGACAAAGUUCCCCCACGCCGGCCUCCCCAGGAGGAAAGGAGACGGCCUGCAGGCCCGAGGCCAGUGGGCCAGCAAGGCCGAAUUCCUCCUGGCGGUGGCCGGGCAAAUCAUCGGGCUGGGCAACGUCUGGAGGUUUCCCUACCUCUGCUAUAAAAAUGGAGGAGGCGUUUUCUUUGUCCCCUACCUGCUGUUCCUGGUGCUGUGUGGCAUCCCUCUGUUCCUCCUGGAGACCUCUCUGGGGCAGUUCACCAGCCUGGGAGGGGUCAGCGCCUGGAGGACCAUUUGCCCCUUAUUUGGAGGUCUCGGCUACGCCAGCCAGGUGAUGAUCCUGCACGGCUGCGUCUACUACAUUGUCAUCCUGGCCUGGGCCCUCUUCUACCUGUUCUACAGCUUCCAGGCCGAGCUGCCUUGGUCGCACUGCAACAACACGUGGAACACGGACGCGUGCUUCUUGUUCGAUAAAUACAACCAGACUGCCAACGUGAGCAGCCUGCUUGUGAAUGCCACCUCACCGGUCAUGGAGUUCUGGGAACGGGAAGUGCUCCGCCUCUCAGGAUCUUUAGAUGAGCUGGGUCCGGUCAGCUGGAAGCUGGCUCUGUGUCUGGCCGUCGUCUGGCUCGUCUGCUACUUUUGUGUCUGGAAGGGUGUGAAGUCCACCGGAAAGGUGGUGUACCUGACGGCCACCUUCCCAUAUGUCAUGCUGAUUGUGCUGCUGGUGCGCGGCGCCACGCUGCCUGGAGCCACCCAGGGCAUCAUUUACUACCUCAAACCCAACAUCACCCGCCUGGCUGACCCUCAGGUAUGGAUGGAUGCUGGUACCCAGAUAUUUUUCUCUUAUGGAAUCUGCUUGGGAAGUCUCACAGCCUUGGGCAGCUACAACAAAUACAACAAUGACUGCUAUAAGGACUCCUUCAUGCUGUGCCUCCUGAACAGCAGCACCAGCUUCCUGGCCGGUUUCGCCAUCUUCUCGGUUCUGGGCUUCAUGGCUGAAGAGCAAGGCGUUGACAUAGGCACUGUGGCUCAGUCAGGACCCGGUCUUGCCUUCAUCGCCUACCCGAGAGCCGUCGCCAUGAUGCCCGUUCCUCAGCUCUGGGCCGUCUGCUUCUUCCUCAUGAUCAUCAUGCUGGGUCUCGACACGCAGUUCGUGAGCCUGGAGGCUCUCAUGACUUCGGUGACAGACCUGUACCCCCACGUGAUCCGGCGUGGAUACCGCAGAGAACUGCUGCUGCUGUUUGUGUGCGUCGUGUGCUUCCUGAUUGGGCUGGUCAUGGUCACACCGGGUGGUCUCUAUGUGUUCCAGAUCUAUGACCACUUCUCCUGCAGUGGAGCCAGCUUGCUGCUUCUCUCCAUCUUCCAGUCUCUGGCCAUUGGCUGGGUCUAUGGAGCCGAGCGUUUCAGUGGCAACAUCAGAGAUAUGACGGGCUGCAGCCCCCUGCCUGUCUUCAAGCUGUGCUGGAAGUACCUGACUCCGGCCGUGUGCACUGCUACCUUUAUUUUCUCCCUGGUGCGUUGGUCUCCUCUGAGCCUGGGGAAAGGACUGGUGGCUCCGGUCUGGGCCAUCACGCUCGGCUGGAUCCUGACCCUCUCCUCGGUCUCCCUGCUCCCCAUCUGGGCCGUGUACGCGCUGGCCACCACUCCAGGAACCCUGCCGCAGCGCUUCCAUCGCCUUUGCACCCCAGCCGAGAAGUCGUCUAUGGCCUUCCAGCACCUCUCCACCAACGGCUCGGCGCUGACCUACAGCCCCGUGCUGCCUCUCAGUGGGAAGCCGAAGCAGCAAAUCGUAGAGCUCCUCCCAGAAAAGAAGACAUGACGAUAACGAACGCUUUGUGGCACUGUACGCUGCUCAGCCAAUCAGGUGUGCCGAAAAAGAACAGCUGAUCACAACGGAAGACUUUAUUUCAAAAAACGUUAAAGGAGAAAUGUUAUAAUUUACCAAAGAAACUCCGGAGUCAACAGUUUGGAAGAAUUAUCAGAGCGUCUGACCCUAAACUGGGAUAAAACUUGAUUGGCCGUUCAGAUCAGCCACGGUUCCUGUUCAUGCCCACCAGAGCUGGUCUUUUCCAUACAAAAACAGCACACACUCCUGAAUCUUAACCGUUUUUCUCUCCGUACUUGCUAUCAUACGUUUUCAUCUAAUUUUACAAUUAGUACUUGAGGACCAUGUAACAACAACAACAACCCCUAGAGACGUUCCCUUUGUUUGGCAGCAGCACACAGUCCUCAGCUACACUAUACUCUCUAUGAGAGACUCGGAGAGUGUUAGCAUGUCUGCUGAAAUGACUCCAUGAGUCAGACAUGUGAUGUCAGAUGAUUUAUCUGGAGAUUUUUUGAAUUUCUCAUCCAAACCAAGUGGAGUCAAUACUCGAGUUGCGUCCACUAAAUGCCACUUUUGCUGCGAACACCUGAACAACAACAGAUCUGACUGAAACGUGCACUAGUUUGCGUUAGUUUUGCGUUUGCAGUAUUUCUUCAGAAACGGCAUAGACGAUCUUUUAGUGGGCGUCUCCAGAGUAAAAACUUCAGCACAUUUGUUUCAACUGUUGUAAGCAAUAAUUAACAGAACAUAAGCUGGGCAAUGUAGUCAUAUUGAUUAAAAAUGAAAACAAGAGUUGCUGAAAUGCUUUCCUGAUUAUUCGCUAGAUUAAAAUGAACAAUUCGUCAAACAGGUCAACAUGUCAAAUUGAAAAGCCACUGAAAGGAUAUGUCGUAAUAGAGUAUGUCUUCUUUGAAGGUCUCUGCAAACCUCAUUUAAAUUAGUUUUUAAAAAACUACUGCUGCUUCAAAGAACAAAAAAAAACUAUACAAUAUUUUUUAAUGUCUGCACCAAAUGUUUAAGUUUUUUUUGUUGUUAGGAUUGGGUUUUUUUUUCUGUGUUUCAGUGAUGUCAGGUAAAUAAAGAGGCUUAAAAUAGCAAUUGUAAAGAUGAAGUGGGCGAAGGGAAGGAGUAAAGUUACAGCUUGAACAUGCCUAUAAUUAUUAGCAUUACAUUUCCAAGUGAAGUUUGCACCGUUUACAAUCCUCAAGAUUAAACUUUAAAAUGUUUUUUUAUGGGAUAUUCUGUAGAGCUCUAGAGCUAAAAUAUCGGAAGAGAUUUGGUUAUUUUAUUUUCACAGUUUUAUGGUUUUUACAAAAAUUUCAAUUGAAAUUUGAAAAAGAACAAAAAAAACAAAUGUUCCGUACACAAUGCAAAAAUUGUAGCUAAGUUAAUCUCAAGCCAGUCUCAAGAAAUUUUAUAGUUUUUUAUCCUUUGUUGAAGUAAUAAUGAAUGAAGAAUAAUGUUUUCCUGUUAAAUUGCAUUCAUUUAUGAAUGCAAUAUAUAUGAUUUCAUUCUGAAAACGUACUAUUGUGUUUUUUUUUUUUUUUUAACAAACACUCUUCUAACCCUUCAAAGUCAACAUCAGCAUAAGAUUUUUUUAUUAUUAUAAGUGGGAGUGUCUCUCAACAGUGUGACAAAAAAAAUGAAACCAUUAAAAAUCAUUUUAAAACUAUCACACAAACUUCAAAUUUAUCCUGUCCAGUUUAACCGGCAAAACAAAUCUGGUAAAGGGAAAAUACAAAAACUAACAUUUUUUCCACCAGGUUCCAUAAGUGUGCACACUCUGAAAAUAUUUAAACUUUGCAGAAGCACCUUUUGAUUCAGUUUCAGAUUCCAAAUAUAUCAAAUUAUGUGAUUUAUAUCUGGACUCUGGUUCGGUUAUUCCAAACUGCUAGUAUGGUGUUUUUCUCUGGUGAUGUGCUUGAGUUUUUUGUGCCAAACCUUACCUUUAGAUUCAUGCUUGAAACUUUGUUUGGUGUCAUUUUGACCUUUUGCGAUAUUUCUGGAAACAUUGAGUUUAGCUAAAAGGAUGCAGAUGUCAGAAACAUCUUUUAUACAACUCCUAGAACACAAAAGCUGCUUCAAGAAGGUCAAAUUUAUCCCCCGAGGCUAUUUCAGCUUUUCAUUUUUAUAUAUAUAUGUUUCCCUUCAUUAGAUUUGUCCCCCUUUAACUGCUCAGGAUAUAUAAACUAUUAUAAACUGAAAAUGUUUGAAAUACACAGAAAUUCAACAGGGUUGUGUACACUUUUGAGAGACACCGUAUGUGACAGAAUGAGAACGUAAACAUGAAUUACUGAAACUAUUUCAUAUUUCUGUUCUGUACUUUAAUGUCUGCCCUGAUACAAACAGCAAGUUGAGGUUUUUUCUUGUUGUCAUUUCUCAUCUAAACGUGUGUAGGUUUACACAGUCAGACAUGCUUUAAUAAUUCAUUAUGGGUGAUCAGAUCAGCUUUCUGUACUGUAAGUCCGGGACAAAAUGUACUGUACACUAGGAUCGCUUGUUUACAUCUCUGAAAUCGAGUGGAGUAGAAGCACUUCAUGACCAGAUGUGAUAUUUUAAACAUGUAAGAGGUCAUGUAAUCAAACUUAGAAAAAGCUGUUUUUAUAACCAAAUUUUUAUGUGCGUUAAGCCUUUGCAUCGACUCAUCCACUUGUUAUCAUCUGUGUUUACAGCUGUGCCUCUUUUGUUCUCUUAUGAAUCAAUAUAUACACUGAUUAUGGAGAAAAGGGUC